Messenger RNA from Trichechus manatus latirostris (Florida manatee), 1637 nucleotides. It is a transcript of the gene CASQ2, whose product is annotated as calsequestrin 2. Lineage: Eukaryota; Metazoa; Chordata; Mammalia; Sirenia; Trichechidae. The record is from RefSeq and is a predicted model, not a curated record. Gene Ontology annotation, biological process: regulation of cardiac muscle contraction by regulation of the release of sequestered calcium ion. Bases 183 to 1403 code for a protein of 406 amino acids. Gene Ontology annotation, molecular function: calcium ion binding. The transcript is spliced from 11 exons. Gene Ontology annotation, cellular component: sarcoplasmic reticulum lumen; Z disc.
GCCUGUGGUCUCUUUGUCCUGAGCCCCUGAUUACAGAGCUAGCUGGACCCACAGAGGUGAAGAGUCUGGAAGGGCAAAGAAGAGAGACAAAAUCAGCCUCUCUCUGUUCCCCCCACAGCUCAGCCAGGCCUCUAACAGUUUUCUGUCCUUUCUCCUGGAAAACAAGAACAAAACUUUUCCCAAUGAAGAGAACUCACCUGUUUCUUGUGGGGGUCUACUUGUUGUCCUCCUGUAGGGCAGAAGAGGGACUGAACUUCCCCAUAUACGAUGGGAAGGACCGAGUAGUAAGUCUCACUGAGAAGAACUUCAAGCAUGUUUUGAAGAAAUAUGACUUGCUCUGCCUCUACUACCAUGAGCCUGUGUCUUCAGAUAAGAUGGCGCAAAAACAGUUCCAACUGAAAGAAAUUGUCCUUGAGCUUGUGGCCCAGGUCCUAGAGCAUAAAGAUAUAGGCUUUGUGACGGUGGAUGCCAAGAAAGAAGCCAAGCUUGCCAAGAAACUAGGUUUUGAUGAAGAAGGAAGCCUGUAUAUUCUUAAGGGUGAUCGCACAAUUGAGUUUGAUGGCGAGUUUGCAGCCGAUGUCUUGGUGGAAUUUCUCUUGGACCUAAUUGAAGACCCAGUGGAGAUCAUCAAUAGCAAACUGGAAGUCCAAGCUUUUGAACGCAUUGAGGACCAGAUCAAACUCAUUGGCUAUUUCAAGAGUGAAGACUCAGAAUAUUACAAGGCUUUUGAAGAGGCAGCUGAACACUUCCAGCCUUACAUUAAAUUUUUUGCCACCUUCGACAAAGGAGUUGCAAAGAAACUAUCUUUGAAGAUGAAUGAGGUUGAUUUCUACGAGCCAUUCAUGGAUGAGCCCGUAGCCAUCCCUGACAAACCUUAUACAGAAGAGGAACUCGUGGAAUUUGUGAAGGAACAUCAAAGACCUACACUACGGCGCCUGCGCCCAGAAGAUAUGUUUGAAACUUGGGAAGAUGAUUUGAAUGGGAUCCACAUUGUGGCCUUUGCAGAGAAGAGUGAUCCAGAUGGCUACGAGUUCCUGGAGAUCCUGAAACAGGUUGCCCGGGACAAUACCGACAACCCUGAUCUGAGCAUCGUGUGGAUCGACCCGGAUGACUUUCCUCUGCUUGUUGCCUACUGGGAAAAGACUUUCAAGAUUGACCUGUUCAGGCCACAGAUUGGGGUGGUGAAUGUGACAGAUGCUGACAGUGUCUGGAUGGAUAUUCCAGAUGAUGAUGACCUGCCCACAGCUGAGGAGCUGGAAGACUGGAUUGAGGAUGUGCUUUCUGGAAAGAUAAACACGGAAGAUGAUGACAAUGAAGAUGAAGAUGAUGAUGACGAUGAUGAUGACGAUGAUGAUAAUGACAAUUCUGAUGAAGAUGAUGAUGACAGUGAUGAUGAUGAAUAGCCCCAACUCCAAAUGAUUCUGAUAAAGACACAAUCACAUCUACCCACUAUCAUGCAGAUAGCAAAGGGUGGCAGCAGGCAGCCAUGCCCCACGCUCAGCCAGCUCCUUUCUUUCCCCCAACAUCUGCUUUCCCACUCCCUUGUCAUCAGGAGCAAUACAAUUCAACAAACAAUGCCUUGCUAAAUCCAGCAAUCCCACCCGGCAUGGGCCAGAAGGAAAUUUCUCCUAUGUUGA